Messenger RNA from Ustilaginoidea virens, 246 nucleotides. RefSeq lists its product as uncharacterized. The transcript has 3 exons. The coding region runs from base 1 to 246 and encodes 81 amino acids. The record is from RefSeq and is a predicted model, not a curated record. Lineage: Eukaryota; Fungi; Ascomycota; Sordariomycetes; Hypocreales; Clavicipitaceae.
AUGGCUCGGGAUCAACUACACGCAGCUGAUCAUGGUCGACUAUCCUCCCGCACCCUUCCCGAGAGCAAAGGCAAGAAGAUCACCCGACUUUCGACACCUCUGCUCCCUUUGCUGCAAAACGAAACGAACAUGGUUGCCGACUUUGCCGGCAUGACGGCGUCGAUGUUGACGGCGGAAAAGCUUGUUGAGCACGCGAACCUCCGCUGCCGAUCCACCGACGACGGAUCAUGGCGCACUAGCUUAUAA